This is a messenger RNA of Caenorhabditis sp. 36 PRJEB53466, 806 nucleotides long. NCBI's taxonomy places the organism in Eukaryota, Metazoa, Nematoda, Chromadorea, Rhabditida, Rhabditidae. The record is from the annotation of a GenBank genome assembly.
AUGGCAACUAUCGGGUAUCUCCGAAAAAGUUUAAACUCUCAUGAAGUCGAUCAAUUCAAAAGCCUGCCGCAUGAAGAGAAGCUUCGCCGUUUGAAUAAUUUCUUCAUUCACGGCUCGAUCAGAUUCACUAGAAUCAUAAAGUUGCUUUGUAAGAAAAACUUGAACAAUUUUACAAUACUCCAAAUUUGUUUUUCAGCUCGUCGUUGCUCUAAGAAAGAGCUUGUCGGUUUUCUGGCCGGAGUCAAUGGUCUCUUGUGUGAAGAGGACCUUUUUGUUGUCUACUUGAUUGUGAAGAAUAAGAAUCUCGUCGGUAAGCGAUUUUGAGAACGCUUUUUUGAAAACCCAUUAAAUUUUUUUCAGAUCAGAUGUCCGACGAGCACAAAACCGCUUUGAUGGAUAUGUUCGACGGACAGGGAAACCUCAAAACUUGUGCCAAAAUGAACGAUCCAGAUGGGCAGUGUGAGUGCGAGGGAGCAUGGAGAAGCAGAUACCGCUCCGAAAUCGAAGCCGAACUCCUGUUGGAGCAAAGAAGACAGCAAGCUCGGAUGCUGCCACCACCAGCACAAUUUCUUCCGAUGAUGCCUCCAUUUGCUCCGCCACCACCCGUCGCUCCCUUCAUCCCAAUGGGGUAUCCAUUUGCUCCUCCAAUGGCGACCGCUCCGGGUUUCCCGAUCUUUCCACAACUUCCUCCGCCGCACGUCAUGCAGAACUUAUGGUUCCACUAUCCGCCGCAGCAGCAAGCCCAUCAGCAGGUGCAGAACAUGAUGGGUGGAAUGCUUCAAAAUUAUCCAAAUCAGAACAACUAG